Molecule: messenger RNA, 432 nt
Organism: Camellia sinensis
Lineage: Eukaryota; Viridiplantae; Streptophyta; Magnoliopsida; Ericales; Theaceae
Source: RefSeq, a predicted model, not a curated record
GUCCAAAAUUGUCUCCCCGCAAUCUCUCUCUCUCCAUAAAUACCUACCCCUCUCUUCCUUACCUUCCACAUCCUACAUUACUCUCUCUCUCUACACAGAGGGUCUUUUGUUAGAAUGGCAAAGGAAGUUGAGGAAACAGUAGUAACAGAGCAGGAGUUCUCAGCCAAGGACUACCACGACCCGCCUCCAGCUCCGCUAGUGGACGUGGUGGAGCUGACAAAAUGGUCGUUCUACAGAGCUAUCAUUGCAGAGUUCAUAGCCACACUUCUCUUCCUCUACAUCACCGUCCUCACCGUCAUCGAUUACAAGAGCCAGAUUGACCCCAUCAAGAACCCUGACCAGUGUGGCGGUGUCGGCAUCCUCGGCAUCGCAUGGGCCUUCGGCGGCAUGAUCUUCGUCCUUGUUUACUGCACCGCCAGUAUUUCUGGUUAG